Coprinopsis cinerea okayama7#130 is the source of this 1113-nucleotide messenger RNA. RefSeq lists its product as hypothetical. Bases 1 to 1113 code for a protein of 370 amino acids. The transcript is spliced from 6 exons. NCBI's taxonomy places the organism in Eukaryota, Fungi, Basidiomycota, Agaricomycetes, Agaricales, Psathyrellaceae. The record is from RefSeq and is a predicted model, not a curated record.
AUGCUUCCCCCGCAAUCUUACAUAGCGUGGAAAGUAUGCCUGACGAUCCUCCAUGCUGUCGCCGCUAGCUCGACGUUCCUCAGACUCUGGGUCCGCUUCCAGACGCGAAAAAUGUGGUGGGACGACUAUGUGGCCGGCUUUACGCUGUUGCUCGAUAUCGCAUAUGCGAUAAUGCUGUGGUUCAGAUUCCAUGUCCCAAACCCGACACGAGAACAAGAAUUAGACACCAUCGGCAUAUCCUGGGUCCACUCUCUUUUGUAUUUCACGAUCGUUUGGUCUAGCCGUGUUAGCCUGUCGCUGGCGAUAGCCAGAAUCUUUAAUCCGGGAACAAGAGUCCGCCAGUGGUUACUCGCCCUCACCGGUUCCUUCGUCGCCGCCUAUGUCACUGUCUGUCUCUUGACAGGCUUAACCUGCGCCUCUGGAGCAGACUGGCCAAAGUUCCAGUUCGAUUACCGAUGGUGCAAAACGGGCCUCGGCGGCUACUACAUCUCAGGUCUCGUCUCCAUCUGCUUUGAUUUUAUUGCAGAUAUCUUGCUCGUCGUCUGUCCUCUCAUACUCCUCUGGCGCGUCAACCUGCCGACAAUAGAGAGGAGUCUGGUGCUUGUCGCCUUUUCUGCGAGUAUAUUUACCGCCUUGGCCGCGGUUGUAUUUUGUAUUUUUUGGUAUGGCACAUUCGACGUUGGACCCGACCGCCGCAUCCUGAUGGCAGGAGCAGCGCAUAUCCAGGCCGCCGUCUCCCUCAUUGUGUGCAAUUUCCUGGUCAACAUCAUGUACGUCUGGAGAUGCUGUUGUCGUUCCCGACGUGCAGCAAAUCAACAACCAUCCCCCUCCGCGGAAGAGGAAGGCUCGAGUACCGUACCCCGCAUCCAGACCCUCGAACUCCCCGAACGAGGCCCCGAAUUCCACUGCACCUUCACACCCAUCUCAGAUCACAGCUUCAACACCAACUCCCAAGCCCGCACAUUCACGCCCAUCACGACGCACGACUUUUUGACCACCCGCCCUCUUACUCUUACUUCCACUUUUGAAUCGCUCGUCCGUCGCGUUGGCAUCGAGAACACACCGUUCCGCAUACGCAAGCACAGCAUCGAAUGUAUCAGAUCCGUCCCAUAG